AUGGAAACUCCAAAGUUCCGGUUCACGCCCUCACAGGAGUUGGUCCUCAAGGCCACACCUCAGGCAGUGAAGGUGGCCGCUGACGGCCCCCCUGCUUCGGGUGCUCAGGGCCAUCCUGUGAGGGCUAAGAAGUGGGAGGAAGUGGAGGCAGAGGCUCGAGCCCGCGUCGUCUCCGAGGGAGGUGACCCCGGUGCAGAGAUGGUCGUCCUGAGCCGGUGCACGGUUCAGUUCGGCAAGUACCGGGGUCAGACCUUCAAGUGGAUGAUGGAGAACGACGUGGGCUACAUGGUGCACGUGGUAACAGUGCAUCAGAAGGAGAGGGCGCGAGAGCGCAGUGUUUCCCAGCAUCCCCUGAUGGCCAACAAGGACGCCUUGACUCGCUACUCGUGCGCCUAUCCGGCCUUCGAUGAGAUGGUCAGGUUCAACCGGGCGCACGAGGAAGCUAAAGUCCUGUCCUCCCAGCCAGGCCAGGAGGGCAAGGCCCUUGUUGGCAUCGGGAAGUACAAGUGGGACACGCUGCAGGACCUGUAUGAGGCUACGGGUGCGGACAGGAUAAAAUAUGUCAGGAGCAUGAGGACGCAGACACCCCGUUAUCCUGGGAGUGCGAUGGCCGCCUUGAUUAGCUACAUCCAACGCAGAGACCAGGAGGGGGUAGCUGCUGUGGCCAGGCCCGCCGCAGCCAGCACCAGCCCCACCAGCACCACCCGGCCCAAGAGCAUCUUGGUCCUGCGAUCUCUGCGUUCCUUUCAAGGCGCUCUCGCCCCUGGUGAACUGCAGGCGAAGAUGAAGAAACUUAUUGCUUCUCAGCCUGCAGUUCAAGGGGUGUCUUUCCCUCGACCAGCACUGCCAUCGACCGAUCUAUCGGACGCAGAGCUGGUCAAAGCAGCUGCUGACAUAGACACAUCCGUAGCCCCACAGGUCCCCCGAUCGCUCCCUCGGCCUCUGCCUCUAACUUCACAGGUCCCGGUCCAUGCCCCGGUCCAUGCCCAGAGCGAAGAGGAGGAUUUGCCCCGGCAGUCCUUCCUGCCUCCAAGGCCCUCCUCAAAAAGUGCUGAGCUGCUGCUCCCAGAGAGUUGGCGUUCAUCUCUCACCAAGGAGCAGCAGCGGUGGAUCGGCCACACGCUGUUCACCAGGAACAGUUUUGGGAGGUCGACACUCGCCACCGACCUGGUCACGUGGUGGACGCCUCCCCAACCGCGGCCGAUCUACAAUCAGCCACCCGCAUCCCCUGACCCCUUCUUCGCAUGUCAGCUGUUCCUUUGGAUGCCCGUACGUAUAUGGGCAUACAAGCUGGCAUGUCCCCAGUCUGGGUGCAGAGGCACACUCUGCAAGGCUGGGCUCUACAAGACCAUCCGGAGGGUCUUGGACAUCGACCGCUGGUAUCUCAUGGCCACUGAGUACCUGGAAUGCGGUCGGUGUAAGAAGAAGGUCGCGGGGUGGUCACGGGACCUUGUCAGUCAGCUGGACGCUCGGCAUCGCUGCCAGUUUCCAGCAAUAUUGACAUACAAGCUGUCCUGUGACCUGCGGGUUGUGAGGAUGCUGAGGUCGCGCACUUUGGGGAACAGUGCGUCACAGACCUACAGCAAGCUGUGUGAAAGUCACAGCGAGUCGUGGAUGCGGAGUUGUAUACGGUACCUCGGGGAGUGCGAGCAGUUUCUGGCCUUGAGCACUGGGCGGCAGUUCACUUAUCCACCGGAGAUGCCCCCGGUGCCCUCACCCGUCUGGCUGCUGACAGUCUACAGCCAUGACGUGCUGUCGCGGCUGGACGAGGUGAAGGCCAGGGUCACCUCCAUCUUUGGGUCCAUCUUAAAGAUGGACUCUACAAAGAAGGUGACUAAAAAGCUUGCGGGUACCGCUGCAGACACGGCCGCCUGGGUUACCAACGUUGGUAACGAGCAUGGGCAGGUCCUCGUCAGUGUCCUCACUGCUGGUGAGGGCGAGGGCCUGCUCCCCAUGGCGGCUGGUCUCAUGGAGCGGUACCGGCUCGCCGGGGUGGCGCCCCCCCAGCUCAUGUACGUGGACCGAGACUGCUGCUCCAGCUUCGGCGGAUCAAAGACAGCUGCCAUGUUCAAUGAGUGGGACCGGCUGGUGGUUCGGCUGGACAUCUGGCACCUGAUGCGGCGGUUCGCGUCAGGUGUCACCACUGAGAGCCACCAGCUCUACGGUCCCUUCAUGCGGCAGCUGUCAGUCUGCAUCUUUGAGUGGGAUGCAGGCGAUGUCCGCAGACUGCUGGAGGCCAAGAGGUCUGAGCUGGAGGGGAAGCACGGGAUGGUCGGCCUCACCGAGGCGGAGGUUUCGAGGAAGAUCGGCCCCUCCCAAGUCUUUGUUCCUCUGCCCCGACCACUUCCCACCCUUCCCCCAUUUUCUGCAACAUGGCCUGGCAAAAGAUACUUAUAA
Messenger RNA from Salmo salar (Atlantic salmon), 2397 nucleotides. Lineage: Eukaryota; Metazoa; Chordata; Actinopteri; Salmoniformes; Salmonidae. The record is from RefSeq and is a predicted model, not a curated record.